CUGUUCCUCACCGCCUAUCGAUAAGGAAAGAAGCCGCGGCCCGCCGUCCACGUGCGGGCCUACCUUCACUCGUACACCUGCCUCGUAUUGGUUGAUGCUAGCAGCCUCGUUACGGUCUUCCUGACGGCAGAUACUCAACAACUGAGACAAAUCGCCCUGCUUGCAGCGACCCAACCAUAGCAACAUAAUGGCUUCCCCUCAAAAACAGCCAUCCACGCCCAACGAGGCAUUGUCACCAGGUUUCAACACCAGUACCGACAGCUCGGCUGAGCUCGCGGCUGUCGUCGACGAUUUGCUGAACCAGCUGAAUACGAAGUUCACUACCAUCAGCAGCGAUCUGCUGUCCAAGAUGGAUGACAUGUCCCGUCGACUGGAUAAUCUGGAGGCGCAGAUCCAGGCAGGAGAUGGCAAGGGGUCGGGCGCUAGCAAGUAGGCAUCGCUGGCGUACACGUCUCCUGUACCUGCAGUCCCGCAAAGGUCCACGGCGCGGCGAAGUCCUUCGUCUCUGAGCCGGAGGAUAUAGGUGGUGGUGUUGCGUCAGGAUGGUCAGUCUGGAGGAAUAUGACUGUCCAGUACUACGUCAGCUUCUGCCUGAGGUCGGGCGGCAAUGCUGGUGGAUCGUGAGACGCAUCUUCACAUUAUUUCACAGCAUGGACACACAGCAUGGACAGGCGUUUGGAGUUGUACAGAAU
This is a messenger RNA of Boeremia exigua, 692 nucleotides long. Its product is annotated as heat shock factor binding protein 1-domain-containing protein. The transcript has 3 exons. Bases 188 to 433 code for a protein of 81 amino acids. Gene Ontology annotation, biological process: cellular heat acclimation. The record is from RefSeq and is a predicted model, not a curated record. Gene Ontology annotation, molecular function: transcription corepressor activity. Gene Ontology annotation, cellular component: nucleus; cytosol. NCBI's taxonomy places the organism in Eukaryota, Fungi, Ascomycota, Dothideomycetes, Pleosporales, Didymellaceae.